AUUUUUUUCUACCAAACCCACCACCUACCCCCGAAAAUGACCUAAUGCGGACUAGGCGCACAAUCCACCCGUCAAUUUGGUGAUCUCUGAUUCUGAUUCUAGGACGCGACGGACAAUACUUAAGCAGCUUCCUCCCCCACCAACUUUCAACCUCUUCCAUCAUUUUCCAUCUACUCUUCAAACUUUAUCAACCACAACAAACCAUCCAUCCUUUCAGAUUCGCGCUAUUAGUAGCAUUUGUCUAUUUCGACAUUUCACAUCAAAAAUUUAACCCUUCUCAAAUUAACCAACCAUCAAAAUGACUGGAGGCGGCAAAUCCGGCGGCAAGGCCAGCGGUUCCAAGAACGCGCAAUCGCGAUCCUCCAAGGCCGGCUUGGCCUUCCCCGUCGGUCGUGUUCACCGACUGCUCCGCAAGGGCAACUAUGCUCAGCGUGUUGGUGCCGGUGCCCCGGUUUACCUCGCUGCUGUCCUUGAGUAUCUCGCUGCCGAAAUUCUCGAGCUGGCUGGCAACGCUGCCCGUGACAACAAGAAGACUCGUAUCAUCCCCCGUCAUCUUCAACUGGCCAUCCGCAACGAUGAGGAGCUGAACAAGCUACUCGGCCACGUCACCAUCGCCCAGGGUGGUGUACUGCCCAACAUCCACCAGAACCUUCUCCCGAAGAAGACCGGCAAGCCUGGCAAGAACGCGAGCCAAGAGCUAUAAUUUGGGGUCACUUUCUGUUUUCUAGUUGGUCGUUUGGGACGUUUCAUGAACCACGGGGUCACGGUCGGGCACGGUUUUGCUUUUCCAUGCGUUAGGGCUGUACAUUACAGGCAGAAUCCAUCAGAGUAAUGGACAUGAAUGAGAAUACUUUCUAAACAAC
Hypoxylon fragiforme is the source of this 863-nucleotide messenger RNA. RefSeq names its product histone H2A. Gene Ontology annotation, cellular component: nucleosome. Gene Ontology annotation, molecular function: protein heterodimerization activity; DNA binding; structural constituent of chromatin. Lineage: Eukaryota; Fungi; Ascomycota; Sordariomycetes; Xylariales; Hypoxylaceae. The transcript has 4 exons. The coding region runs from base 299 to 703 and encodes 134 amino acids. The record is from RefSeq and is a predicted model, not a curated record.